Cervus elaphus (red deer) is the source of this 1708-nucleotide messenger RNA. It is a transcript of the gene FOXD1, whose product is annotated as forkhead box D1. Gene Ontology annotation, molecular function: DNA-binding transcription factor activity, RNA polymerase II-specific; RNA polymerase II cis-regulatory region sequence-specific DNA binding. The transcript is spliced from 2 exons. Gene Ontology annotation, biological process: regulation of transcription by RNA polymerase II; anatomical structure morphogenesis; cell differentiation. The record is from RefSeq and is a predicted model, not a curated record. Lineage: Eukaryota; Metazoa; Chordata; Mammalia; Artiodactyla; Cervidae. The coding region runs from base 122 to 1558 and encodes 478 amino acids.
CCCCGCCCAGCGUGGCGCCCCCGGGCCAGGCCCGCCACCCGGGACCUGGGCUGGGGUGCGGCGGGAACCCGGAGCCCGGCGCCCCUAUGGGCCGCCUCGCCGCCGCCGCCGCGCCACAGCUAUGACCCUGAGCACGGAGAUGUCCGAUGCCUCCGGCCUCGCCGAGGAGACAGACAUCGACGUGGUGGGGGAGGGCGAGGACGAGGACGACGAGGAAGAGGAGGACGACGACGAGGGCGGCGUCGGCGGCGGCGGCGGGCACCGCCUGGCUGUCCCCGCGCGGCGGCGGCGGCGGCGGCGCUCGUACGCCGGGGAAGACGAGCUGGAGGACCUGGAGGAGGAGGACGACGACGAUGACGUCCUGCUGGCUCCGCGGACCCGGGGCUCCCCGGCGCCCCCGGGUCCAGCCCCGGGGGCGGGGGCCGGGGCCGGGGGCGGCAGCGGCGCGGGCACGGGCGGCGGCGGCGUGGGCGCGGGCGCGGGCGGCGGCGCCAAGAACCCGCUGGUGAAGCCGCCCUACUCGUACAUCGCGCUCAUCACCAUGGCCAUCCUGCAGAGCCCCAAGAAGCGGCUGACGCUGAGCGAGAUCUGCGAGUUCAUCAGCGGCCGCUUCCCGUACUACCGGGAGAAGUUCCCCGACUGGCAGAACAGCAUCCGCCACAACCUCUCGCUCAACGACUGCUUCGUCAAGAUCCCCCGCGAGCCCGGCAACCCCGGCAAAGGCAACUACUGGACGCUCGACCCCGAGUCCGCCGACAUGUUCGACAACGGCAGCUUCCUGCGCCGGAGGAAGCGCUUCAAGCGGCAGCCGCUGCUCCCGCCCAACGCCGCCGCCGCCGAGUCGCUGCUGCUGCGCGGCGCGGGGGGCGCGGGGGGCGCAGGGGACCCGGCCGCCGCCGCCGCCGCCGCGCUUUUCCCGCCCGCGCCCCCGCCGCCCCCGCACGCCUACGGCUACGGCCCCUACGGCUGCGGCUACGGCCUGCAGCUGCCGCCCUACGCGCCGCCCUCGGCCCUCUUCGCCGCCGCGGCCGCCGCCGCCGCCGCCUUCCACCCGCACUCGCCUCCACCGCCCCCGCCGCCGCCGCCGCCGCCGCCGCCCCACGGCGCGGCCGCCGAGCUGGCCCGGACCGCCUUCGGCUACCGGCCGCACCCGCUCGGCGCCGCCCUGCCCGGCCCCCUGCAGGCCUCGGCGGCCAAGGCGGGCGGCCCGGGCGCCUCGACGCUGGCGCGCUCGCCCUUCUCCAUCGAGAGCAUCAUCGGGGGCAGCCUGGGCCCGGCCGCCGCCGCCGCCGCCGCCGCGCAGGCCGCCGUGGCCGUGCAGGCCUCGCCCUCCCCAUCUCCCGGGACGCCCUCCGCGCCCGGGGCCGGCGACGGCGGCGGCGGCGGCUGUGCGGCUCAGGCGGCCGUGGGCCCGGCCGCCGCGCUCACCCGCUCGCUCGUGGCCGCCGCCGCCGCCGCUGCCUCCUCCGUCUCCUCCUCGGCCGCCCUGGGGACUCUGCACCAAGGGACUGCCCUGUCCAGUGUGGAGAACUUUACUGCUAGGAUCUCAAAUUGUUAAUAACGCUAUGUUAGCGCGCUUGAGAAAGAGAAGCCCACCUAAGGAAGAGGAGACACUGGAACCCGGAAGGUCUGGAUGUCACUGGCGCCCCGGGUGGACAGACUUUAGCAGGCGGAAUCCAAACCGCACAAGCACUGCUGGCGGGCCUCG